This is a messenger RNA of Peniophora sp. CBMAI 1063, 2088 nucleotides long. NCBI's taxonomy places the organism in Eukaryota, Fungi, Basidiomycota, Agaricomycetes, Russulales, Peniophoraceae. The record is from the annotation of a GenBank genome assembly.
AUGGGGAAGUCACAAAAGAAGAAAUCCAUGCGCAGGCAUAACCCGAUGCGGGUGCCCGAUUCGCAUCUUCCAAAAGGCCUCGCCUCUGCCUCAUCCACUUCCGCCAAAACUGAGGCCAUUCUGCCAAUCCUCCAGAAGAUGGGAAGUGCCGAUGCCGCUGAGCGUCAAUGGGCCUGUGUCGCCGUGUCCAACUUGAUAUACAAUGAUCCCUCGACGCGUCGACUGUUGCAGGGCAAGAACGUCGUCGGCGCUCUGAUCACGCGUCUGUCCGAUCCAGAGGAGGAGGUCGUAGUGGAAGCUGCUGGGGCUCUCAGGAACCUGUGCAUUGACGGCGGCUAUGAUAUCUGCGCGGAGAUGUAUAAUAAGAACAUUCUCGCUCCCCUCUCGACCUUCAUCCCCAAAAUCUCCAAUAUGCUCUCGCAAUACCUGGAGAGCCCAAAAGCCGCGCCGGAGAACGCUCAGAUGCUUGUAUAUGCAUUCGCCGACAACGUUGUGACCAUACUAUGGUGUCUAUCGGAGACGUCUAACAAGGCUUUGAACGCCGUGAACCAACUCGACCUUGUGCCUUUCCUCGCGUCGUUCUUGGCUGCUCGUGACAAGCUCCCACUGUCGACCGUCACAUCAGCCGCCCAAUGCCUAUAUGUGUUGACGGAUGAUAAUGCGCCGGCAGUCAACGCCGUUCGCUCGAAUUUCGCAUACCUUUCAAGUCUGCACGAGAUCGCCAUGGCACAAGGCGCACAUCGCGAUCCAAAAGGGAAAGGGCCUGCAUCAGAGGAGAAGGCGAUCACUCUCAGCAUCCUGGCAUGCGGUAUACUGCGCAAUGUCUAUCCCUUCCCACCUCCGUCUGCGCUCGCGUCGCUGGAUGUUGACAAGGAGGUUCUCCUCCCUGUGCUUGUGCCCGUGAUCUCGUCCGCAUCCCUGCAAGAUGCUUCGGCGUCUGUGCAGCGCAUCGUUCAAUCGCAGGCAGAUCAACCACCUCCAGUCGAUAAGCCGUCCAUUAAGGGCGCUCUUUCCGACCACAAAUCCCCCGAAACGAUCGAGCUGGAGCGUAUAGAGGCUCGUUUGCGAGCCGUUCAGCUUGCGCUGGAGAUGCUUACUGGCGUUUGCGCCACGCUCCCGGACCCAGACUUUGGCAUUGACGAGUCUGCACCCGAGGAAGACGGUGAUGAUGAAGAUGAAAAAGACGCUGGAGACGAGAAAGCUGAAGAUGAUGACGAGGCAAUGGAAGAUGAUCCUAUCGAAGACAAACUCAUCGACGGGCCUGCCGCAAAUGGCGCACCUCUGGCGACAUCAUCCUCAAUCCUUCCUUCGAUCCUAUCGCCACUCCUCGACCUUAUACAGCCUACACCAUUAUCCUUCCCGCCACCGGGCGCGCCCUCACCUCACCCACCAACUACAUCAGCGCUCAGUGCCAUCCAUAUCGCCGCGCUCGAGUGUCUGAAUAACGUUUUCCUCGCUCUGGCUGCGAACCCCAAUUCGGCUCUCGCGGAGGAUGUUGCUGCGGGAACGAGAGUCUGGGAGGCCGUUUGGACGGCGUUGAGUGCUGCGGGCACCGAGGGUGGUCUGGGGCAGGAGCGGAGGAUGCAACUUUGGGAGGUUGCCGUGGGAGUGCUCUGGGCCGUUGGUUCGGUAUGGUCGGGGAAGCUUCCCGCCGACGAAGAACGCAUCAAAGUGCUCAUGACGCUGUGUGAUACCCAAUCGGAUGAUACCAUACGGAUAAAGGUCAUCGGCACUCUGGAAAGCAUAGCGCAGCGGCCAGAUGCGAUUGAUGCCAAUCGUGUGAUUGCAAACUACCUCUUAUCCCUCCUGCCUUCCGGUACACAGCCCUCGCCCAUAGGCACCGAGCCCAUGCUCCAAGCCACAUCGUCGAUCAUUGACAUAUACUCCGACGAGGAACGGCCAUACGAUGUCGUCUUCCGCCAGGGUAACUUCGAGCGCCGUUUGGCGGAUGCCACAGAAGGCGUACGAAAGGCAGUACGCGGGAUUGAUAGGAAGAAGGAAGGAGGGCGGGAGUUGAAGAGGCGCGGAGAGGAGGUGAGAGAUAACUUGGUGGAGUUUAUCAAGUAUCGGAGGGCGCUCAAGUUCUGA